Fundulus heteroclitus (mummichog) is the source of this 2427-nucleotide messenger RNA. Its product is annotated as extracellular calcium-sensing receptor-like. The record is from RefSeq and is a predicted model, not a curated record. The coding region runs from base 64 to 2427 and encodes 787 amino acids. Gene Ontology annotation, cellular component: membrane. The transcript has 9 exons. Gene Ontology annotation, biological process: G protein-coupled receptor signaling pathway. Lineage: Eukaryota; Metazoa; Chordata; Actinopteri; Cyprinodontiformes; Fundulidae. Gene Ontology annotation, molecular function: G protein-coupled receptor activity.
AGUGAAUCAGAUGGAGAUUUUGUUAUUGGAGGUGUUUUCUCUAUUCAUUACCAGCAUCACACAAUGAUUUAUAAUUACACCACCAAGCCUGAGCCUCCAAGGUGCACAGGGAGCUUCAAUGCCCGGAGUCUGCGCUUUGCACGUGCUAUGGUCUUUGCCAUUGACGAGAUAAACAACAGCACAGAGCUGCUGCCUGGCAUCAAAUUGGGAUAUCGGAUCUAUGAUACAUGUGUCUCGGUGCCUGUGUCAGUGGAUGUCGCGUUUCAGCUAUCAAACAGCCAGGAUCCUGUGUUUUACAAAGGCAGUCACUGUUCACAGUCUGGAGUGGUGAUGGCCGCUGUGGGAGACUCUUCAUCCACUCCAUCCAUCACCAUAUCGCGCAUCAUUGGGCCGUUUAACAUCCCUCUGGUGAGCCACUUUGCCACUUGUGCCUGCCUUUCAGACAAACAACAAUUCCCAACUUUUUUCAGAACAAUUCCCAGUGAUCAUUUCCAAGCUGACGCACUGGCUAAGCUUGUGAAAUACUUUGGAUGGACUUGGAUAGGUGCUGUCCACUCAGACUCAGAUUAUGGAAAUAAUGGCAUGGCAUCUUUUCUUGAAGCAGCAAUGAGAGAGGGGAUAUGUGUGGAGUACGUUGAAUCCUUCUUUAGAACCGACCCAGAGAGCAAGAUCCAAAAAGUCUCUGAUGUUAUUCGUAGUUCAACAGCGGUGGUUGUUGUAGCGUUUACAGCUAUUGGAGACAUGAAAGUCUUGUUAGAAGAGCUUGCUAGGGACCCUCCUCCACCACGUCAAUGGAUAGCAAGCGAGGCCUGGGCAGCUGACCCAUACUUGAUGAGGUUCAGUUUCUGUGCAGGGGCCAUUGGAGUAGCCAUUCAGCAGUCUGUCAUUCCAGGUCUAAGAGACUUCCUACUGGAUCUCUCUCCCUCUGAAGUGGCUACCUCCACAGUGCUGACUGAGUUCUGGGAGGAUGCAUUCAACUCUACUGAUCCAGAAAAGAGACUAUGUGAUGGAACUGAAGAUAUUAAAACCCUUAAAAGCCCAUAUACUGAAACAUCACAGUUGCGGAUCACAAACAUGGUGUACAAGGCUGCGUAUGCAAUAGCACAUGCAAUCCAAAAUGCAGUGUGUGACAAAACAAAUGUGACAAUGCAAUGUGACAAACACAUCAGACUGGAGCCCAAACAGAUUUUUAGAGAAUUAAAGGAUGUAAACUUCUCCAAGAAUGGCUACCAUGUGUCAUUUGAUGUGAAUGGGGAUCCUGUGGCUUUUUAUGAAUUGGUGAACUGGCAGAAGAGUGAUAGCGGAGUUAUUGAACUGGUAACAGUGGGGUACUAUGAUGCAUCACUGCCAAAGGGCAGGGAGUUUCGUAUCAACAAGAACUUGACCUGGUUGAAUGGUGGCUCAGAAGUUCCAGUGUCAGUAUGCUCUGAGAGUUGUCCUCCAGGAACUCGUAAAGUGUUGCAGAAACGAAAACCCAUCUGCUGCUAUGAUUGCAUACCAUGCCCUGAAGGAGAGAUCAGUAAUAUGACAGAUUCUUCUGAUUGCUUCCCAUGCGGCAAAGAGUUUUGGCCAAAUCCAAAGAAAGAUGCUUGUUUCCCCAAACCUGUGGAGUUUCUUUCUUUUGCAGAAGGCCUUGCAAUCAUCCUGGCUGCGUUAUCUGUUAGUGGGGUCUGUCUGACCAUCAUUACAGCAGUGGUUUUCUUCUAUCACAGGACAACUCCAAUUGUCAGAGCAAAUAACUCUGAGCUGAGCUUCCUGCUACUCUUCUCUCUGAUCCUGUGUUUCUUAUGUUCAUUAACUUUCAUCGGAGCACCUUCUGAUUGGUCCUGCAUGCUGCGGCACACAGCUUUUGGCAUCACCUUUGUUCUCUGCAUCUCCUGUGUUCUUGGGAAAACUAUAGUAGUUUUAAUGGCCUUUAAAGCUACACUUCCAGGUAGCAAUGCCAUGAAAUGGUUUGGUCCUCCACAGCAAAGAAUGACUGUGGUGUGUCUCACUUUAAUUCAAGUCAUUAUAUGUACUGUGUGGAUAGUUCUGUGUCCUCCUUUCCCAGUGAAAAAUCUAACCACAUACAAGGAGAAGAUCAUCCUGGAAUGUGCAUUAGGCUCUGCUGUUGGCUUCUGGGCUGUGCUCGGCUACAUCGGCCUGUUGGCUGUGUUUUGCUUUGCAUUAGCUGUUCUCGCUCGGAAACUACCUGAUAAUUUUAAUGAAGCCAAGAUGAUAACCUUCAGUAUGUUGAUAUUCUGUGCAGUUUGGAUUACUUUCAUCCCAGCAUAUGUCAGCUCUCCAGGAAAAUUUACUGUAGCUGUGGAGAUAUUUGCCAUUCUGGCCUCCAGUUUUGGACUGAUGCUGUGUAUAUUUGCCCCAAAGUGUUUCAUCCUUUUGUUUCAGCCAGAGAAGAAUACCAAAAAAUAUUUAAUGAACAAAUAG